Messenger RNA from Linnemannia hyalina, 636 nucleotides. The record is from the annotation of a GenBank genome assembly. Lineage: Eukaryota; Fungi; Mortierellomycota; Mortierellomycetes; Mortierellales; Mortierellaceae.
AUGGUAAAGUGGCAAGUCGGGAGCGGCAAAUCGGGCAAGCGGCAAGUGUCCGUCUCCAGGCCUCCAGCCAUCAAGAGCCCCAGGCCUCCAGCCACCAAGAGCCCCAGGCCUCCAGCCACCAAGAGCCCCAGGCCUCCAGCCAUCAAGAACCCCAGGCCUCCUGCCACCAAGAGCCCCAGGCCUCCAGCCAUCAAGAACCCCAGGCCUCCAGCCAUUAAGAGCCCCAGGCCUCCAGCCAUCAAGAACCCCAGGCCACCUGCCACCAAGAGCCCCAGGCCUCCAGCCAUCAAGAACCCCAGGCCUCCAGCCACCAAGAGCCCCAGGCCUCCAGCCAUCAAGAACCCCAGUCCUCCAGCCAUCAAGAACCCCAGUCCUCCAGCCACCAAGAGCCCCAGGCCUUCAGCCACCAAAAGCCCCCAAGGUCUCCAGCCAUCAAGAGCCCCAGGCCUCCAGCCACCAAGAGCACCAGGCCUCCAGCCAUCAAGAGCACCAGGCCUCCAGCCAUCAAGAGCCCCAGGGCUUCAGCCAUCAAGGGCACCAGGCCUUCAGUCACCAAAAGCCCCCAAGGUCUCCAGCCAUCAAGAGCCCCAAGCCGCAAGCCCAGUAUUAGUUGGCAACAAUGCCAUUCUCCAAUAA